Molecule: messenger RNA, 1910 nt
Organism: Penicilliopsis zonata CBS 506.65
Lineage: Eukaryota; Fungi; Ascomycota; Eurotiomycetes; Eurotiales; Aspergillaceae
Exons: 7
Coding region: 41-1846 (601 amino acids)
Molecular function (GO): ATP-dependent protein folding chaperone; ATP binding
Source: RefSeq, a predicted model, not a curated record
CACACUCUUCCCUCUAUCACCAGUGCAUACAAUAUUUGUAAUGGCGAUCUUGACUUUCGAUCUGGACACUCUGCCGCCCCCCUACCAAGCUUUACACAAGGUCAUCGUCGGAGUGGACUAUGGCACUACGUUUACUGGAGUGAGCUUUGUCAACACUUCCCAAGGUGCCAACAACAUCCAUGUGAUUCGCACCUGGCCCGGCCCUGCUCGAGAGCAAGAAGAGACUUGGAAGACCCCCUCUCGCAUCGCGUACAGAUCCGAAAACCCUUCGAUCGGCGGAGGAGACGUUGCAUGGGGAUACCAAGUGGUUCCGAAGAUGAAGGCAUACACAUGGACCAAGCUUCUCCUUGAUCCGCAGAGCAGCCACAUCUCUCAGUCUCGGGGCCGCGAUCCCAUCGAGGAUGGUUUGAUGAAGAUACCAGCAUUCAAGGCCGACGCUCGUGAUGUAUGCACAGAUUACCUUGCGGAGAUCUACAAAUAUACCAUCUCCUAUCUGGAGAGACGCCUGACCCGCGAGGUCCUGCGAGAAACAACGCUGGAGUUCUGGUUCACCACUCCUGCCAUCUGGUCAGACAAGGCCAGACAUGAUACAUACCAGGCCGCUUCCCGUGCCGGCUUUGACUCGCGCCCCAUGGACGAGAUCAACAUGAUCACUGAGCCUGAAGCGGCUGCGAUAUCAACUUUGAACUCUUUCUCAAAGAGUGACAGCAACCCUGUCAACAUUGGAGAUGGGCUCCUGAUCUGUGACUGCGGUGGUGGUACUGUGGACAUCAUCACUUACCUUGUUACUCAUAUGCAGCCAAACCUCGAAUUUGAAGAGCUCUUGGUGGGAACUGGAGGGAAAUGCGGAUCAACCUAUAUUGAUCGCAACUUUCACAAGUGGAUGUCUGCAAAGUUUGGGUCAUCGUUUGAUAAGAUGAAGUUCGAGAAAAAGGGCCCAGGGAGUCACUUUAUGAAAGACUUUGAGGCCGAAAAGCGUGACUUUGGAGUCUCUGGGACGAUGGACAAAACGUUUGAGAUUGACCUGGUGAUGCCAGGCAUGACGGACUCGGAGAAUUACAAUUCUGAAGAUGGGGUUGUGAUGUUUACAAGCGCCGAUAUGAAAUCCUUCUUCCAACCUGUCACCGACGAGAUCAAGCGGCUUUUGAAAGACCAACUCCGCCAGCUGCGGCAUAAAUCUUCUGUCAAGAUCAAAACGUUGAUACUUGUGGGAGGAUUCGGCGACUCACCAUGGCUCAAUGACACUCUUACAGUCUGGUGUGGAGAACAGGGAAUCACCUUGAUGUGUCCAGAGAAUCCACAAGCGAGUGUCGUGAAAGGAGCUGCUUUACGAGGGUUGAGGAGCGUGCGUCCCAAGAAGCGCAAAUGCAGGCUUCACUAUGGCUUUAGAUCAAGUUUGAGAUUCCGGGAAGGAAUAGAUCCUGAAAGUGCGUCAUAUAUUUGUGAAUGGUACGGGGACAAGCAUUGUACGUCGCGUCUCGAUUGGGUCAUCGGCAAGGGGGACUCAAUUGGCCCAGAUGAUGAGUCGCCUCUCCAGGGUCUCUACCAUGUGCACAAUAAAGGGUCUUCUUUGGAUCUUGAACUUGAUCUCUACACAUGCGCAGCUGAUACGCCCCCGGAGUGGUAUGACUCGCCAUUGUGUCACCAUGUCGGCACUAUCCACUACAGCUUCAAGGAGAGCGAUCUAUUGAGAUUUGAACAAAAAAGAAAUAGUAGUGAUAGGACCAUGUGGCGACUGGAAUACAAACUCGGAUUUGACCUGCUCGCUGAUAUGGGCAGACUGAAAUUCAAGAUUCUGGGACCAGAUGACAAGGAAAUUGGGGAAACUAGCAUUGAUUACAAGUGAAACUUCACUGGCUAUAGAUAUUCACUUCUUUAUUUUAAUAUCAGUCAAGUCCUUGGUAUUUAAG